This is a messenger RNA of Spea bombifrons (plains spadefoot toad), 465 nucleotides long. RefSeq names its product ryanodine receptor 3-like. The record is from RefSeq and is a predicted model, not a curated record. NCBI's taxonomy places the organism in Eukaryota, Metazoa, Chordata, Amphibia, Anura, Pelobatidae. Gene Ontology annotation, cellular component: smooth endoplasmic reticulum; Z disc; calcium channel complex. Gene Ontology annotation, biological process: calcium ion transport. The coding region runs from base 1 to 465 and encodes 154 amino acids. The transcript is spliced from 2 exons. Gene Ontology annotation, molecular function: ryanodine-sensitive calcium-release channel activity.
AUGCCACUUUCUGCUGCAAUAUUUAAGAGUGAGGAGAAGAACCCUGUGCCGCAGUGCCCUCCCCGGCUGGACGUGCAGUCGUUCACGCCCGUCCUCUGGAGCCGCAUGCCAAACAACUUCCUGAAGGUGGAGACGGAGCGCGUGAGCGAGAGGCACGGUUGGGUGGUGCAGUGUCUGGAGUCAUUGCAGAUGAUGGCGCUGCACAUACCUGAAGAGAAUAGGUGUAUUGAUAUUUUAGAACUCUCUGAGCAGGAAGACCUGAUGAAGUUUCAUUAUCACACUUUGAAGCUGUACUGCGCAGUUUGUGCGUUAGGCAAUAAUCGUGUAGCCCAUGCCUUGUGUAGCCAUGUGGCUCAGUCCCAGCUACUCUACACCAUUGAUAACCAAUACCUUCCUGGCUUGCUACGUGUUGGCUUCUACGACUUAUCUGGAGUCCGCCAAGGAGGGGAAGCUUAUAAUGAAUAA